UAUAAAAUACGAAAAGUUCAUUCGUGUUGGCAGAAAUUGCAAUUUAAAUGUGAAUAAUUGCGUGGACACGGCUUGCAAUAUUUCAUCAUGUCCCUUAAAAUAAAUAGGGUACCGGAACACAUAGAUUUCCCAAAGGAAGAGGAGCAGGUGCUUAAAUUUUGGAAAGAAAUUGAUGCCUUUCAAAACUGCCUAAAGCAGUCCAAAAAUAAACCCAGAUAUUCAUUUUACGAUGGACCACCGUUUGCCACUGGACUUCCCCACUAUGGACAUAUUCUUGCUGGAACUAUCAAAGAUGUGGUCACUAGAUAUGCACAUCAAAAGGGAUAUCACGUAGAAAGAAGAUUUGGCUGGGAUUGUCAUGGUUUACCAGUGGAAUUUGAGAUCGAUAAAACAUUAGGCAUCAAAGGUCCGGACGAUGUUGAAAAAAUGGGCAUUGAUAAAUAUAAUGCAGAAUGCCGUAAAAUUGUAAUGAAAUAUGCCGAUGAAUGGGAACACAUCAUUACUCGAAUGGGCAGGUGGAUUGAUUUCAAGAAUGACUACAAGACUCUUUACCCAUGGUUUAUGGAAUCAGUAUGGUGGGUAUUUAAGGAACUUUACAAUAAGGGGUUAGUAUACCAGGGAGUAAAGGUGAUGCCCUUCUCAACAGCCUGCUCAACUCCUCUGUCAAAUUUUGAAUCUGGACAAAAUUACAAAGACGUUGUUGACCCCGCCGUUGUUGUUUCUUUUCCAACAGAAGAGGGUUUUUCGUUUCUUGCUUGGACUACCACACCGUGGACACUACCGAGUAACCUUGCUCUCUGUGUAAAUCCCAAACUACUCUACUUGAAAGUUAAAGAAAAAGCCACAGGUGCAUCUUAUGUACUACAAGAAAGUAGGUUUCCUGUUAUCUUUAAAAACACUGAUGAUUUUAUCAUUCAGGAUAAAUUUUUGGGUGCAACUUUGAAAGGUAUUAAAUACACUCCCCUAUUUGAUUACUUCGUGAAUCAGUGUCCAAAUGCUUACCAAGUGCUGGUAGAUGGAUAUGUCACAGAUGACUCUGGUACGGGUGUUGUACAUCAGGCUCCAUAUUUCGGUGAAGACGAUUACAGAGUUUGUCUAGCAGCGGGCGUCAUCACUAGAGAUCAAGAUAUUGUCUGUCCUGUUGAUGCCAGUGGCAAAUUUGUUGAACCUGUUAAGGAAUUUUUGGGAAAACAUGUUAAAGACGCCGACAAAGAAAUCAUUGCCAAUUUGAAAGCGAGAGGAAGACUGAUUCAGGCUGGACAAGUUAAGCACAGUUAUCCGUUCUGCUGGCGGUCGGAAACCCCGCUUAUUUAUAAAGCUGUCCCCUCCUGGUUUGUAAGAGUAGAGCAAAUGAGUCAAGACUUAUUAAAGUCUAAUGAGGCUACCUACUGGGUUCCCGAUUACAUAAAGGAAAAGAGAUUUGGCAAUUGGUUGAAGGACGCCAGAGAUUGGGCAAUAAGUCGCAACAGAUACUGGGGAACCCCGAUUCCAUUAUGGAUCUCUAGUGACAAGCAAGAGGUAGUCUGUGUGGGUAGUAUUGAGGAGCUUUCCACAUUGACUGGAAAGACUAUAACUGAUCUACACAGAGAAAGCAUUGACCAUCUGGAGAUUCCAUCAAAGAGGCCUGGUCAGCCACCUCUCAGGAGAGUCACAGAGGUGUUCGACUGCUGGUUUGAGUCAGGAUCUAUGCCAUAUGCUCAAUGUCAUUAUCCAUUUGAAAACAAAAAGGAAUUUGAUGAAGUGUUCCCAGCUAAUUUCAUAGCUGAAGGCAUUGAUCAGACCAGGGGAUGGUUUUACACCUUAAUCGUCCUAUCCACAGCUCUGUUUAAUAAGCCGCCAUUCAAGAACCUGAUCGCGAACGGUUUGAUUUUGGCUUCCGAUGGCCAAAAAAUGUCCAAAAGAAAAAAAAACUACCCCGACCCACUUGAGGUUGUUACACAAUAUGGCGCAGAUGCCCUCAGACUUUAUUUGAUUAAUUCACCCGUUGUCAAAGCUGAAAGUCUUCGUUUCAAGGAGGAUGGCGUAAGAGAUGUUAUCAAAGACGUGUUUUUGCCCUGGUAUAAUGCAUUUAGAUUUUUAAUGCAGAAUGUCGAAAGGAUCGUACAAGAGGAUAAGAUUGAUUACCGAUUUAACGAAAAGGCUGUUAGAGAAAAUGUUAUGGACAAAUGGAUAACAUCUUUCACACAAUCACUGAUCCAAUUUGUUACCAAAGAGAUGGCUGCAUACAGGCUAUACACUGUAGUGCCUAGAUUAACGAAAUUUAUCGAUCACUUAACCAACUGGUACGUAAGAAUGAAUAGAAAGAGGUUGAAGGGCGAAGGAGGUGUGAAAGACUGUCAAGUAGCAUUAGACACACUUUUCGGUGUACUAUUUGACAUGGUGAGAGUGAUGGCUCCGUUUACGCCAUUCCUGUCUGAGCUCAUGUACAAAACUUUGCGUCAACUCCUGCCCGGAGGCUCCUUAGAAAGUGUGCACUACAACAUGAUUCCUGAAGCUAAUUUGGAACUGGUAGAUACGAAUAUAGAGCGGGCGGUAUCAAGAAUGCAAUCAGUGAUUGAGCUCGGAAGAGUUGUGAGGGAUAGAAAAACUAUCCCUAUCAAAUACCCAUUACCUGAAAUGAUCGUUAUCCAUCAAGACCAAACAUACUUGGAUGAUAUAAACUCGCUAUUAAAUUAUGUUGUAGAAGAAAUGAAUGUUAAGAAGGUACUCCUCUCGAGUGAUAAGGUGAAGUACGGUAUUACUUUACGAGUGGAACCCGACCACAAGACUCUCGGAGCAAGACUGAAAGGGGAUUUCAAAGCGGUGACGCAAGCAUUGAAGGGACUGAAUAACGAGCAAUGCGAGAAGUUUAUCGCAGAUGGCUCUAUUACUUUAUCUGGUCAACUCAUAGAUAUUUCGGAAGCUAGAGUCAUUUUCCAAGCCACUGGCAACGAUCAGUACGAGGCUCACAGUGACAACGAUGUGCUGAUUCUCCUGAAUGUAACACCCGACCAGGACAUGCUCGACGAAGGCUUCGCCAGGGAAAUCAUAAAUAGGGUCCAGAAAUUGCGGAAGAAAGCACGUCUAGUUCCGACUGAUGAGGUAGACGUUUUCUACAGCGUAAAUAAGUCUAGUGAUAUUUUACGCAUCAUCAAUUCGCACAGAGAACUCAUUGAAAGCACCGUCAAGGCUCCUCUAAAAGACAUCGAAGCCCUGUCGGCAACAAAACCUACUAUCAUUGAAGAGACGCAAGAAUUAAAAGGCUCGCAAUUGAAAUUAGUCAUCACCUGGCGAAAAGAUAUCGAGAUGCCCGUAAACCCUUGGGCCAACAUAGUUCUACAAAACCUAACUCCUCGGUUUGGCGUUACGUCUAACCGAGGAAGUAUUAUCCUAAAAGAUAAAAACAAUAAGUAUUUAAGCUUAGAUGGUCUGCAUAAAGAAGUAGAGGUUCUGUUUGGUCUUUAUGGUGUGAAAUUCACCAUGUGGUGUGAUGGUGCUGAAGUGAAGAAAGUAGAGGAUUUGAAUACAAAGAACAUUAUAGUCUCUCUAAGCAAACCGAACGGGGUUGAAAGUCAAAGUACUCCAUAUUGCAAGUUUGUGAAUAUUACAAAUGGUGUCAAGUCUGGUACAUUCUUCUUAGAGAAUCCUCAAGGUCACCGAACAUUUACUCAGGAGCAGGCAUUGCAUUUUAUUUCCAAACAUUUAGGCUUAGCCGUGACAGAUAUCGUCAAAAAUAAGUUACAGUAAGCCUGUUGUUGUGAAUUGUCUGAAAAUUUUGUUACUCAAUAAGAAGGAAUGUAAUUCGGCGACUAACUUAUUGUUAUUAUAACUACAGUAUUUAUAAACUCUGUAGUUUGUAGCAUUUUAUUUAUUGCAAUAAAACAUUCUUACUUUA
Molecule: messenger RNA, 3874 nt
Organism: Aricia agestis (brown argus)
Lineage: Eukaryota; Metazoa; Arthropoda; Insecta; Lepidoptera; Lycaenidae
Gene: IleRS
Product: isoleucine--tRNA ligase, cytoplasmic
Exons: 4
Coding region: 88-3726 (1212 amino acids)
Biological process (GO): isoleucyl-tRNA aminoacylation
Molecular function (GO): ATP binding; isoleucine-tRNA ligase activity; aminoacyl-tRNA deacylase activity
Source: RefSeq, a predicted model, not a curated record